AUGCCGCCGCGGCGCAGCAUCGUGGAGGUGAAGGUGCUGGACGUGCAGAAGCGGCGGGUGCCCAACAAGCAUUAUGUCUACAUCAUCCGGGUUACGUGGUCCAGCGGCUCCACGGAGGCCAUUUACCGGCGCUACAGCAAAUUCUUUGACCUCCAGAUGCAGAUGCUGGACAAAUUUCCCAUGGAAGGAGGACAGAAGGAUCCCAAACAGCGGAUCAUUCCCUUUCUGCCAGGAAAAAUUCUCUUCCGACGAAGCCACAUCAGGGACGUUGCCGUCAAACGCCUGAUCCCAAUUGAUGAAUACUGUAAGGCCCUGAUCCAGCUGCCCCCGUAUAUCUCUCAGUGCGAUGAGGUGCUGCAGUUCUUUGAGACGAGACCUGAGGACCUGAACCCCCCCAAAGAGGAGCAUGUUGGGAAAAAGAAAUCUGGGAGUGACCUGACCUCAGUGGACCCCAUGGUCCUGGACCAGUAUGUGGUGGUGGCCAACUACCAGAAGCAGGAGAGCUCAGAGAUCAGCCUCAGCGUAGGACAGGUGGUGGACAUCAUCGAGAAGAACGAAUCAGGUUGGUGGUUCGUCAGCACAGCUGAAGAGCAAGGCUGGGUCCCCGCAACCUGCCUGGAGGGGCAGGAUGGUGUGCAGGACGAGUUUUCCCUGCAGCCUGAAGAAGAGGAGAAGUACACAGUCAUCUACCCGUACACAGCUCGCGACCAGGAUGAAAUGAAUCUAGAGAGAGGGGCCGUGGUGGAGGUGAUCCAGAAGAACCUGGAGGGCUGGUGGAAGAUCAGGUACCAGGGCAAAGAGGGCUGGGCCCCAGCCUCCUACCUCAAGAAGAACAGUGGGGAGCCCUCACCCCCGAAGCCAGGCCCCGGCUCAUCCGCCCACACUGGCGUCCUUGACCUGGACGGAGUUUCCCGGCAGCAGAGCACAGUGGGCAGGGAGAGAGAGCCAUUCAACAGCCAGAGGGAUGGCCGGUUCGAAGGCCGCCUGGGGCCUGAUGGCGACAUCAAGCAGAGAUCGCCCAAGAUGAGGCAGAGACCCCCUCCUCGCCGCGAUAUGACCAUACCUCGAGGUCUUAACCUGCCCAAGCCUCCCGUCCCACCCCAAGUGGAGGAAGAGUAUUACACCAUUGCCGAGUUCCAGACAACCAUCCCUGACGGCAUCAGCUUCCAGGCGGGUCUGAAGGUCGAGGUGAUCGAGAAGAACUUGAGUGGCUGGUGGUACAUUCAGAUCGACGACAAGGAAGGAUGGGCCCCCGCCACCUUCAUUGACAAGUAUAAGAAGACAAGCAAUGCCUCAAGACCCAACUUCCUGGCACCCCUGCCCAACGAGGUGAGCCAGCCCCGUCUGGGGGACGCAGCAGCAGCAGAGGGCAACACAGGCAGUGAUGCUGUCGGCCCCUCCCGGCCCCUGCCCGAGGCACCACAUGGUACCGCGGACUCCGGGCUGCCGUGGUCCAAAGACUGGAAGGGCGGCAAGGAGGUCCUGAGGAAGGCGUCCUCUGACAUGUCCUCUUGUGCCGGUUACGAAGAGAUCUCCAGCCCUGACCUGGAGGAGAAACCCAGCCUCCCUCCCCGGAAAGAAUCCAUCAUCAAGUCGGAAGGGGAGCUGCAGGAGAGAGAGCGCCAGAGGAUGGAGCAGCUCCGGGGCUCCUCACCCAAGCCCCCGGGUGUGAUUUUGCCAAUGAUUCCAGCUAAACACAACCCCCCGUCCCGGGACAGCAGGAGACCGGAGCCCAAACCAGACAAAAGCAAGUUGUUCCAGCUGAAAAAUGAGAUGGGGCUGGAGUGUGGCCACAAAGUUUUGGCCAAGGAAGUAAAGAAGCCCAACCUCCGGCCCAUCUCCAGACCCAGAGCCGACCUGCCAGAGGAGAAGUCGGAAGUUACUCCCCAGAAUCCCUUCCUGAAGUCCAGGCCUCAGGUGAGGCCCAAACCAACUCCCUCCCCCAGGACAGAGCCACCUCAGGGCGAAGACCAAGUGGACAUCUCCAACCUCAGGAGCAAGCUAAGGCCUGCCAAGUCCCAAGAGAAAGCCCUACUAGAUGGAGAUGGCAGCCACCAGGCUGCUGGGGGCCAAGAUGCAGCCUUUGGCCGGGGUACCCUCCAAGGCGAUGGGCCUGGCCGCACUCAGGACAGGACGGCCAAACAGGAUGGGCUCAGCCCAAAGGAGAUGUCUUGCAGAGCCCCUCCGAGGCCAGCCAAGACCGCAGAUCCUGGGCCUAAGAACGCGCCUGUCUCUCUGCAAGAGGCCCCGCCGCAGAGACCCGUCGUCCUGCCCCGCAGACCACCGCCCCCCAAGAAAGCCACCUCAUCGUCCAGGCCCCUCCCAGAAGUCAGAGGACCACAAUGGGACUCCAGCGAAGGCAAGGCAGCUCCUGGCCCAGGCAGGGCCCUGCUGGUCCCUCCUAAAGCCAAACCUUUUCUACCCAAUUCCUCAGGUGGCCAAGAUGACCUGCGAGGCAAAGGUGGUCCAGGACCACGGAUGGUGGGCAGGGUCGGAGAAAACAGGGAGAAAGUAGCCACGACCCCCUUCCCCAACACCGAUGGCCCGAAGGACUCUCUAUAUGUGGCGGUAGCCAACUUUGAAGGAGACGAAGAUACCAGUAGCUUCCAGGAGGGGACAGUGUUCGAGGUCCGGGAAAAGAACAGCAGCGGCUGGUGGUUCUGCCAGGUCCUGAGCGGGGCCCCGUCCUGGGAGGGGUGGAUUCCCUCCAACUAUCUCAGAAAGAAGCCGUAGCCCCCUCCUUCCCUGCCUGGUGAUCCCACGCAUCCCUGCUGGCUUUA
Messenger RNA from Suricata suricatta (meerkat), 2780 nucleotides. It is a transcript of the gene SH3PXD2B, whose product is annotated as SH3 and PX domains 2B. Gene Ontology annotation, molecular function: protein binding; phosphatidylinositol binding; superoxide-generating NADPH oxidase activator activity. The transcript has 13 exons. The record is from RefSeq and is a predicted model, not a curated record. NCBI's taxonomy places the organism in Eukaryota, Metazoa, Chordata, Mammalia, Carnivora, Herpestidae. Gene Ontology annotation, biological process: superoxide anion generation. Bases 1 to 2733 code for a protein of 910 amino acids.